AAACAGCUGAUCGCCCAGCAGCGAGGAAGAAGCAGAGCACCGUUGUGGAUUCGUGUUGUUUAUUUUAUAAUUCGAGUCAUUUAACAAAUUCCACUGUUCUUUUUUCUAAAUUUCUGAAUGAGACAGGAAUCACAAUGCUGUUGAACUGUACGAGGCUCCCACACCUUUGCACGACUCUCCGGGUCAGGCAAAACAGCCAAAUCAGGCUGUCCACAUCAUAUAAUCACCACCUGGGCAGGUGCCUCCACCAUCGAACCACCCGGUCGCUCCAACACAGCCUUGCGCCGCCGCCGACUCGCCACCAUAGCCACCUGCUCCCAACGCUCCGCAUGCCGUGGUGGUGCAUGCGCCGUGGAUUCGCACAGAGCAGCAAGUGGUUGGCCAGGAAUGCAAAGGCGGACGCACCAACCGCAGUUGGAGCCGGAAUCGUGCCCGCCCCCGUCAAAAUGGGCAGGUCCCAGUUCGGCCGCCUGCUCAGUCUGAGUAAAUCGGAGAAAUGGGUGCUGACAGCGGGCAUUGGCUGUCUGAUAGUCUCCUCGGCCAUCACCAUGUCGGUUCCCCUGUUCCUGGGCAAGGUCAUUGAUGUGGUCUUCAAUAAAUCGGGCAUGGACAGCGCAGCCAUGGCCAAGUUGGGCGAGUACUCGGUGCUCCUCUUCGGGAUCUUCGUGCUGGGCGGAUGCGCCAACUUCGCCCGCGUCCAUCUGUUUGGAAAUGCGUCUCUCCGCAUAGUGCGCAAUCUAAGAUCCCGGCUAUACAAGUCAAUGCUGAUGCAGGAGGUGGGUUGGUUCGAUACCAAGGGCACUGGGGAACUGAUAAACCGGCUGAGCAACGACACCUUGAUGGUGGGCACCUCGUUGAGCCAGAACGUAUCCGAUGGCCUGCGAUCUGUGGCCAUGAUUGGCGUCGGCACGGGCAUGAUGGUCUACACCUCCCCCCAGUUGGCCGCCAUGAGUGCCUUGGUGGUGCCCGCGAUGGCGGGCAUGGCCAUCGUGUACGGACGCUAUGUGAGGCGGAUCACCAAAGUGGAGCUGGACAAGUACGCGGAGAUAAUGAAGUUUGCGGAGGAGCGAUUUGGCAAUGUUAAAACGGUCAAGACCUUCUGCCGAGAGCAACAGGAAGUAGCUGCCUUCGAUGGCCACCUGGACGAAGCUCUGCAGAUUGGCUACAAGGAGACACGUGCCAGAGCUAUUUUCUUUGGACUGACUGGCUUCUGUGGCAACUUCAUCAUUAUAUCAGUGCUGUACUAUGGAGGCACCUUGGUUUUACAAGACUCGCUGACGAUUGGAGCCCUCACGGCCUUCAUGCUCUACGCCGGCUAUGUGGCCAUCUCGAUGAAUGGGCUGUCCAACUUCUACAGCCAGCUGAACAAAGGCAUUGGGGCCGCGGAGCGCAUUUGGGAGAUCUUGGACAGGGAGUGCUCGAUACCCAUUGACAAAGGUAUCGUGCCGCUGGAGAAGCCGGUGGGCGAAGUGGGAUUUCAGAAUGUGUUCUUUACGUUUCCAACGCGUCCUGAAUCGGCCGUCCUCGCCGACUUUUCGCUAAAUUUGAUGCCGGGAACAACCACGGCGGUAGUGGGUCGUUCAGGAUCUGGGAAGACGACGAUAGCUCUGCUGAUGCUCCGACUCUAUGAUCCCCAAGGGGGCUCGGUGCUGUUGGAUGGCAUUGAUUUGCGAACGGUGAAUCCGCAGUGGCUGCGAAACAACAUUGGUGCUGUCAGUCAGGAGCCGGUGCUCUUUUCGAGCUCCAUUCGAGAGAACAUCCUGUACGGCGCUAAUCCUGGCGAAACACCCAGCCCGGAACGACUGCAGCAGGUUGUUGAAGACGCCAAUGUUAGCCAGUUCACCGACCAACUGCCCGAUGGACUGGACACGCUCGUCGGCCAACGGGGAAUGAUGCUUAGUGGCGGGCAGAAGCAACGCGUGGCCAUUGCCAGGGCUCUAAUUAAGAACCCCGCUAUCCUGAUUCUGGAUGAAGCCACAAGUGCGUUAGACGCCGUUUCGGAGAACCUGGUGCAGAAUGCCCUAGACAACCUAAUCCAGGGACGCACCGUGCUGACCAUUGCCCAUCGGCUCAGUACAAUACGGAAUGCAGAUCAAAUCGCCGUUCUGAGCGAGGGAAAGAUUGUGGAGCAGGGCAGCUACAACGAGCUCAUGGGCGUCCAGGAGGGCGUCUUCCGGGAACUGGUGGCCAGCCAAGCAUUCGGCAGCCGAAAUUAAGAGAUACGUGGGUGUGGAAUUUAAGUUAAGGCGGACUAAACGACGUUAAGUUAGAAGUAGGCCCACUGUUGCUAUGUGGCGGCCCUGCUAGUGCUAUUGUUACCGGGAUAUGUGUUCAUAAUUCAACUGUUUUUAGCUCUUUGUAAAAUAUACACCGUUGACCUCAAAGGA
Messenger RNA from Drosophila teissieri, 2387 nucleotides. Its product is annotated as ATP-binding cassette sub-family B member 10, mitochondrial. Gene Ontology annotation, cellular component: membrane. The record is from RefSeq and is a predicted model, not a curated record. The transcript has 6 exons. Gene Ontology annotation, molecular function: ATP hydrolysis activity; ABC-type oligopeptide transporter activity; ATP binding. Gene Ontology annotation, biological process: transmembrane transport. Lineage: Eukaryota; Metazoa; Arthropoda; Insecta; Diptera; Drosophilidae. Bases 135 to 2216 code for a protein of 693 amino acids.